Molecule: messenger RNA, 3021 nt
Organism: Mus musculus (house mouse)
Lineage: Eukaryota; Metazoa; Chordata; Mammalia; Rodentia; Muridae
Gene: Aanat
Product: arylalkylamine N-acetyltransferase
Exons: 4
Coding region: 956-1381 (141 amino acids)
Biological process (GO): response to corticosterone; response to peptide; photoperiodism
Cellular component (GO): perinuclear region of cytoplasm; cytoplasm; cytosol
Molecular function (GO): aralkylamine N-acetyltransferase activity; acyltransferase activity, transferring groups other than amino-acyl groups; N-acetyltransferase activity
Source: RefSeq, a predicted model, not a curated record
UCUCUCCUCUCCUCUCCUCUCCUCUCCUCUCCUCUCCUCCCUCCUCUCCCCCUCCCCCACCUCUGUCUCUGUCAGCAGUUGUAACUAAGACUGCCCUUAAACUCCCUGUGUAGCUCAGGAUGACCUUGAACUCCUGAUCCUGCGUCCCCCUCCGGAGGGCUGGGACCCAGGCCUGUGCUACCACACCAGGUAGAUGCAGGGCUGGGCUAGGUAAACAGGGAUCCAUGUGCCCAUGUGCCCAUGUCGGUAGUAUGCUUUCUUCCUAUUGGCCAGAAGAGACCCUAGCCAUCACCUCCCCUCCCCUCCACUUCCCUCUCUUGCCUGGUGCAGGCUGGGAUUCUCCAGAUUACCAUCACGUUGCCCUUUCCUGUGUUCAGGGGGUCACUGUGUUUAGAGGUGUUUUCCAGAAGGUACCUGGCCAUGAGCGUGGUCAAUGACCAGGAAUGCAGACUCACCAUGAAGCUAUGGGCGUCAACAGAUGGUUGCCACAUGGGACACCAGGGGUGCAAUGGAGCCAGCAACUAAGGAGGGACACAGAUGCCUCUGCAAACCCUGGUUGUUAGCAGUAUAGACACCUAGCUGAGGUUCUGAGUGUGUCUGCCCACCAGACCCAAGGGCUAAGCCCUAAGAAGGGCUUUUUGAUCAGCCAUGAGAAGUCUGUUGAGGGCUCCAGCAGAGGAAAGAUGGAAGUGUCCAGGGAGCAUGCAGUUAAGGCAAAAACAGGAGAUCCUGCAGCAUCAAACAGCAGAGAAGGAUUCUGGGGGAAGAGGUCUCCACAGACAGCUGAUUGUGUGUGUGGUGUUGCCUGUACUGGCCCUGGUUCCCUCCACCCAAGGGUCAAGGUUGGAACUGCAUCCCUCUAAGAGGAUCACUGGUCCUAGCAGGUGUGCCCUCUGCUGGUGGCUUUGGGGAAUGCUCCUCCUGGCUCAGUGCCUUGAGCUGGCAAGGCUUGCUGAUGCAGACAAAGAGCUACAGUACCCUGGUGGAACAGGGGAACAUAUGUUGCUCAGGGAGCACUUCUGAAGCUGGGGAACCCCUGGGAGGGUUCAGUGGCCAGACGCCCAUGUUGAACAUCAACUCCCUGAAACCUGAGGCCCUGCACCUGCCACUUGGGACCUCAGAGUUCCUAGGCUGCCAGCGGCGCCACACACUCCCUGCCAGUGAGUUCCGCUGCCUCACACCUGAGGAUGCCACCAGUGCGUUUGAGAUUGAGCGGGAAGCCUUUAUCUCUGUCUCCGGUACCUGUCCCCUCUACUUGGAUGAGAUCCGGCACUUCCUAACCCUGUGUCCAGAGCUGUCACUGGGCUGGUUUGAGGAAGGCUGCCUUGUGGCCUUCAUCAUUGGCUCGCUGUGGGACAAGGAGAGACUUACUCAGUCUUAGUCGACUCCUAUGAAACAGUCGUUUGACCUCCAAAGGGGUCACAACCCACAGGUUGAGAAUUGCUGCUUUAGAGUCCCGAACUGUAGGACUUUAGAUGUAGGUAGCAGUGGGGUCCUGUCUGGUAAGGGAACCCUGGAUGUUCCUGGUACCCAGGAUCCUUUUGGUCUGGUUGGGUUUGGAGAAACAGGUGUAGCAGAAGUAACCCAGACAUCUGUCCCUUGCCCAUCCCCAGGAGUCGCUGACACUACACAGGCCCGGAGGCCGCACAGCCCACCUGCACGUACUGGCGGUGCACAGAACCUUCCGGCAGCAGGGCAAGGGCUCUGUCCUCCUGUGGAGAUACCUUCACCACCUGGGCAGUCAGCCGGCCGUGCGCCGGGCUGUGCUCAUGUGUGAGGAUGCCCUGGUACCCUUCUAUGAGAAAUUUGGCUUCCAGGCUGUGGGCCCAUGUGCCAUCACCGUGGGCUCUCUCACCUUCACGGAGCUACAGUGUUCCUUACGAUGCCACGCCUUCCUGCGCAGGAACAGCGGCUGCUGACCCAAGCUGUGUGCUUGGCCAUGGCGAGGGUGGGAGCAGCAGCUCGGGGCCUCCGGUCCACUUCCCAUGUCACAGCCUCCUCUGCCUCCAGCCCAUCCAACUAGAGCUGGCUAGCAUGAAGGGAGACAGCGGUUCCCAACUGGAGUACAGAGGUAAGGGCCAAUAAAGAGGACAGGAGGUGGCUUCCCUUCAGCAGAGGCUGCUGUCUGUCCCCAGAGGACCUCUUGCCUUCUGAACUGUGCACAAAGGCAAGACCAGGAUGGGGAAGCAGGAACAGAGGGGGUUUGUCUCCGCAUUUCCUCCUCUGCCUGCUCUGUUUACUGUGCUCCAGUGCAGUGCCCUGGUCCUUGGGAGCCCUCACUCCUGGCCAGGCUGACAUCCCUUCCUAGCUCCGAACGCUGGGGAUGAGGGGCAGCCAGGAGCCGGGACUUGUUAAUGGUGGCAUCCUUGGGGUAGGGACAUGCUGCAGAGCCACACCAAACUGCAGUCAGCCACCAAUGUGCCGGCCCACCCCCCUGCCUCCCUGGUUCCCCCACCAGCCACAGGACUGGCACCUCUGCCCACGAAUAAAGUAGCUAUGUCCCCAGUGGCUGUGCCUCAUGGGUGUGUGUAGGGUCUUCUUCGAGCUGACUGGAGCAAACACGUGGCCUCCUCCCCGCUGGUCCACCUCUGCUGGAACAGGCCACUCCUGCUGCCCAUCAGCCCCUGAUGUCCCUGGAGCAAAGGCAGAGCAGCUGGGGUUGAGGUCUCAGGGCUCUACACGUAACCCAGUUCUCUCAGGGUCCUUGGGGGCUCUGCUGAGAUCUCAAUCUGGUUUCUAGUUCAACUAAAUGACAGAGAUCCCAAGUGUUCCGGUCUGCUUCAGCCUCAAGGCCCCGGGGCUUUCUCUUUCAAAUAAAAACAUUGUUUUGGCUGGGGCGGUGGUAGCGCACACCUUUAAUCCCAGUACUUGGGAGGCAGAGGCAGGCGGAUCUCUGAACUGAACCCAGGUUCUCUAUAGGAAGUGAGCCAUCUCUGUAGCCCCAAGUUCUAGCUUUCCUUCUCUUGGAGGUCUAAGGCAAAAGGCAGCAUUUUAAUAAAGAAUGUCAUUUAAUAAACUUGA